CUUACUACAAUAGCAACAGUCAAAUUUGUCCUGAGGAACUUUUCUACUUUUCAUUUAAAAUCAUUAUCUUACACUACUAAUUCAUUAUUUAAAACUGAUCGUUAUUGUGGAGGAGAAACAUUUAUCGUGAGUGUUUGAGUUUGUCUUUAAGUUUGACUUCACAAAGUUUCCUCAUUAAACCCACCCCUUUCUGAACAGACACAAAAGGAACGGAAACAUUGUGAUUUCAUUCUGUUUCUGACACGAUGGAUCUGCGAGUCUCUGUCGUACUUCUUUUCUUUUUUCUCACUGGAGGAUAUUCUCUCCAGUGUUACUUGUGCAUACCUGAUUUGACGGGUUCCUGUGAAGCAACAACAACAGUGCAGACAUGUGAAGCUGGAUAUACCCAAUGUUCAAGCACUACAAUGGAACAAACAGUUGGUUCCACUAAAAUGUCCGUCACAACUAAAGGAUGUGCAAAGGAAUGUCACCGUGCGACUGGACAGACACCAGAGGGACUGACAGUGUCUCUCCAGUGCUGUGACACUAACCUUUGCAAUGCAGCAGAUGGAGUGUUUAAGGGAAGCUUCCUCCUGCUCUUCUCUCCUCUGCUCUUCUACUUCCUGUUUCAGUGAUUCAAGAUUCAAGACUUCAGAUUCUACAGUGAAGAUCAGCGCAAAAACACAUUCUUUCAUACACAAAAAAUGAGAUCCUUUGAGAAUGUAUAAGAUUGUAUAUAAACACACUUAUCCAUAAAUCAAUCAAAUACAGUCAAAACAAUCUCUGUUCCAGUAAUUUCCUAUUAUCACUGUAAAGCUGCUUUGAAACAAUCUUUAUUGUAAAAAAGUGCUAUAUAAAUGAAGGUGACUAAA
Megalobrama amblycephala (Wuchang bream) is the source of this 851-nucleotide messenger RNA. RefSeq names its product neurotoxin 3FTx-LI-like. The transcript is spliced from 4 exons. The coding region runs from base 246 to 614 and encodes 122 amino acids. NCBI's taxonomy places the organism in Eukaryota, Metazoa, Chordata, Actinopteri, Cypriniformes, Xenocyprididae. The record is from RefSeq and is a predicted model, not a curated record.